AUGCUGGACAACCAUCCUAAGGAGAUUAUUAUUGUCACGACAGCAGCUUUGAUCGGGGAAAUGAGGGCCGCUCUUAAGGAGUCCAUUCCGAAAGAACAACUACAUAGGAUUAAAGCUCUCGACAUCCCGCUACCCAAUAAAAGAAACCAGCUCAUGCGCGGCAUUCAAGCAGCCACAGGAGAGGUUAUUGUGCUAGCGGACGAUGAUGUGUAUUGGACCAAGAACCUUUUGCAACAAGUCCUCGGCGUUCUGGAAUUGGAACCCGAAGUUGGUGGCGUCACCACGCAGGAAGAAGCACAUGGUCUGGACGCUCGAAGUCCUGAAACAAUCACGUUCUGGGAAGCCCUCGAGGCUCGCCGCCUCAGCAUGCGCAAUAUAGAAAUUGCUGCCUCCAGCUGGCUGGACGGUAGCCAAACGGUUUUGACUGGACGAACUGCAGCUUAUCGAGCGUGCAUCUUGAAAGACCCGGAAUAUCUGUCUGCGUUCACAAACGAGUACUUUCUGUGGAGAUACCGCAUGCAUUGCGGCGAUGACCAAUUUACCACCCGCUGGCUAUUGAACCACGGGUGGAAAACCCGUAUGCAGACAGGGGCCAUGAUCUACUGCGAGGCUCUCAACGACAGUCGUCAUGUGAAACAGACCCUACGAUGGGCAAGGAAUGUAUUCUCCAUGGUACUCCAACUAUGGCGUCUCUCGUUCGUGGUGUAUAUUUUCUCCAACCCAUGGCUCCUCAUUGAGAGGCUGUUCGGCCUAAGACCAACUUUCUGGAUUGGCUUCUAUGUACCACUGCUCGUUGAACACAUCGCAUACGGUGUGGUGCACAGAUGGUAUUUCAGACAUUUAGGAGCCCAGAUAUUGAAGGACUUCAUACAGCACUAUUUCGUUUCUGUCUAUACGACACUAACUCUACACGCGAACCACUGGGGCUCCCGGAAAGUCUGA
Molecule: messenger RNA, 942 nt
Organism: Aspergillus costaricaensis CBS 115574
Lineage: Eukaryota; Fungi; Ascomycota; Eurotiomycetes; Eurotiales; Aspergillaceae
Product: polysaccharide synthase
Exons: 4
Coding region: 1-942 (313 amino acids)
Source: RefSeq, a predicted model, not a curated record